UAACUUUAGUGCAGUUUCAUUGGGACUCAAGGGAAAAACGCUUCGAGGCGCUGACAAAAUGGGAAAAUAUUUUCUUAUUUUCACUGUUCAGUAUUUAAUUUUGACUAGCUGCAGGCGAAGUUUGCAAUUCGAAUCAGUCAACACGAAAACCGUAGAGCAGCUAAUAAAAGAAUUUGAUGCGUAUGAGGAAUCGGUGCAAAAAGACGAACAAAAUCUAAAAGAUCUGGAAAGUGAAUUGAUACUGGAAAUUGACAAAUUGCAGUGCAAUGAAGAGGCUACUACAGAGAAGCAUCUAAUGGAAUUGGAAACUCAAUUAACCAGCUGUGAGCAGAACUCAAAGAACCAAACAGUUCAAAUCACAGAAUGCAAACAGCAAAUUAAUAAGCUAGAAUCAAAAAAUAAAACUGAAUUGUGUAUGAAAAAUAUUCACAUAGAAAGGGAACAAGAUCAAACUCCAUUAACAAUUAAUGCAGAACAACUGAAAGAAAUCCAAGCUAAAAGUUUGGAAAUUGCUCAAUUGAAACAAGAAAUCUUAGAGUUAAAGCAAAAAGAAAAUCAGUCGAUUGCUAAACUGGAUUUCGAAUAUAAGCAACAAAUUGAAGAAAAGUCCAAAGAAAUAAGAGAGUUGAAAGCCCGCUUACAAAAACGAUGCCCAAGAAACAAGUCGUACUGCUGCUUGCCUGUUAAUCAUAAGAGCCUUAAUCAAAUGCCUGGCCCCAAAGUACUUUGUGAUAAGAAUAUUCACGGACCCGAGUGGAUUAUCGUUUUGAAACGCGCAUAUACAGCUGUUCCCCUCAAUCUCAAUUGGAGCGCACUUCAAACUGGGUUUACUAAACACAAUACAGAAUAUUUUAUUGGAGUGGAUAAACUAAACCUUAUCACAAGCACCGCACAAUACGAACUAUAUAUACAGCUGACCAAUUCGAAUAAUCAAGUGUCCUAUGCUCACUACGACUACUUUCGAAUCGGCAAUGACACGAACGGAUAUCGUUUACAUCUCGGAGCUUACACAGGCAAUGCCACCGAUGGCAUGUCUGCGAGCAUAGGUCAGAGAUUUGUAAUGCUUGAUGUGAACAAUCCUAAGUCAAACUAUUACAAGAAACACACUUUCCUCGGUGGCUGGUGGUUUUCUCAAAGAGACAAAACUCAGACUAACUUGUUUGCGGACUACUAUCCCUUCUGGGGUCAUAAUGAACAAUCUUUUUUCAAAACUGCCUACAUGAUGAUACGCCGCAAGUAGAAA
Messenger RNA from Drosophila hydei, 1243 nucleotides. Its product is annotated as angiopoietin-1-like. The transcript has 4 exons. The coding region runs from base 59 to 1240 and encodes 393 amino acids. NCBI's taxonomy places the organism in Eukaryota, Metazoa, Arthropoda, Insecta, Diptera, Drosophilidae. The record is from RefSeq and is a predicted model, not a curated record.